AUGGAUGGUGUUAAAGGUCCAGCCAACUUCUAUGUCGUGGACUCAGGAACUGCACUGAUGGGCAUGGAUCUAAUAUCUGCUCUCCACCUGCGCAUUGAGGGCAAUACAGUGUACCCACCAUCUACAUCACUCUCUUCCCCACCAUCCACAGUGUCAGUGGGUCAUCUGACCAUACGUCCAGUCUCAACUAUAGGAUGUGCUAUAGGCUUUAUGCAUCAGGUGAAGAUUUCAUCAACUGCCGUUCCUGUGCGUCAAAAGCUGAGACGCCUUCCUUUCUCAGUGAGAGCUGCCGUGUCAGAAGAGCUGAACCGUCUCCUCUCAGCUGGUGUGAUUGAGCGCAUUGACUCUUCUCCUUGGGUCUCGCCAAUAGUGGUCACACAGAAGAAGACGGGAGGAAUUCGAAUGUGUGUAGACCUUCGCGAGCCCAAUAAAGCGAUCAUCAUAGACAGUCACCCUCUUCCUCACAUGGAGGAACUGCUCGCCACACUGACAGGAGCUACUUUGUUUUCAACCAUAGAUCUGGAAAGUGCAUAUCAUCAAGUACCACUUCAUCCUGAAAGUCGGGAUUUGACAGCCUUCAUCACACAUGAAGGACUGUUCCGGUUUUGCAGGGUCCCCUACGGCCUUGCAUCAGCUCCAGCUGCGUUCCAAAAGCUAAUGGCCACAGUGCUGAGAGGCGUGUCAAAUGUACAGAACUACCUUGAUGACAUUAUUUGCUACGGGCACACAGCACAAGAGCAUGACAUUGCUCUUGAAACUGUAUUGCAAAGACUAAAAAAGGCAGGUUUACAGCUUAAUGAAAAGAAAUGUCACUUUCGCCAAUCUAGUCUGAAGUUCUUGGGACACCUGGUGACUACUAAUGGAAUUAAACCUGACACAGAGCAUUUGCAAGCAAUCACACAGGCCCCUCCUCCCAAAGACGCUGCCAGCCUUCGCUCUUUCCUAGGCAUGCUGUCUUGGUAUGGGAAAUUCAUACCAAACUACGCCACCGUUGUAGAGCCGCUCCGCACCUGCCUGCGUCAAGACACCAUAUUUGAAUGGACUGAUGAGGCUCAGAAGUGCUUCCUGGCAGUGAAACAGCUAUUAAUUGACAGCCCUGCAUUGGCCUUAUUCAACCCAGAGUUUCCGACAAUAAUUUCAACAGAUGCAUCAGAUUAUGGCCUGGGUGCCGUGUUCACACAGCUGCAUCCAGACCACAUGGAACGCACAGUGGCGUUCGCAUCAAGGACAUUGACGCCGGCCGAGAGGAAAUACUCGACAGUGGAGAAGGAAGCUCUCGCCUGCGUCUGGGCUGUGGAGAAAUGGAGGACAUAUCUGUGGGGCCGUAGGUUCACUCUUCGCACCGACCAUCAGGCCCUUACAACUCUCCUCUCUACAAAAGGGGCUGAUCGAGCAGGGAUGCGUAUUGCACGUUGGUCUGCUCGUCUCCUCUGUUUCACAUACGAUGUCGUAUACCGUGCCGGAACAUUGAACCAUACUGCUGAUUGCCUCUCCCGCUUACCACUGCCUGCUGCCUCCCCUCUUACCGCAGACAUGGAACCUGAGCUAGUGGCCUUGUUGUCCAUGGCCCCUAUCUCAGUGACUGCCGGUGAAUUUGAAGACGCAUCUUCUUCCUGCUCCGAAAUUGCUCAUCUGCGUCAGCAAAUUAGUCAGAAGUGGCCUCCUUCUGUGAAGACUGUGAACCCAGUGCUUCAGCCGUAUUUCAAGAUCAGGCAGGAACUGAGUGUGAAGGACAACUUGGUGUUUCGAGGGUCACGCCUAGUUGUGCCUGUGUCCUUGCGCAGCACGCUUAUUGCCCUGGCACAUGAAGGCCAUCAAGGCAUUGUGCGGACAAAACAGAGACUGCGCGAGCUUUACUGGUUCCCAGGCAUGGACACACUGGUUCGCUCAGAGAUCUCUGCCUGUGCGCUAUGUCAAAGGUCAGACAAGUCAGCAAGAGUCUGUGAGGCACCAUUGCAGCCUAUACCCUUACCUGAGGGCCCAUGGAGUAAGCUGGGAAUAGAUAUUGUUGGACCGUUUGAAACAGCAACUUGGGACUGCAGGUUUGCAAUUACCCUCACUGACUACUAUUCAAAGUGGCCAGAAGUCGCUUUUGCAGCAUCUGUGACGACUGAGACAGUGCUUGGAUUUCUUACUAGUCUCUUUAGCCGCUACGGAAACCCUGAAUCUGUGGUCACAGAUAAUGGGCCACAGUUCACUGCUGCUGCUUUCUCUGCUUUCCUGAAAGACCGGGGUAUCAACCUUAUCCAUUCAUCUGUAUACCAUCCGUCCUCCAACGGGGCUGUAGAGAGAUUCAAUAGAGUCUUUAAAGGCUGUAUCCAAACUGCAAUCCUCCAGCAUAAACCGUGGAAACCUGCAACUAUGGAGUUCCUUCAGGCAUACCGUUCCACACCUCAUGCCAUGACCAAUGCAUCGCCAUUUGAACUUCUGCAUGGCCGGAAGAUGAGAACGAAGCUCAAUGUUCUUGCUCCUCCAGCAGAGACAGCUCAUGACGAUGAUGUGCGUUGCAGAGUCUCCCUUCGCCAGUCUCGCAUGAAAAAAUACUGUGAUUCCAGACGGGGAGCUCGCACUCCUUCAUUCAAAGAAGGGGAUAGAGUGCGAGUACGGAAACCAGUGCAUGUUCCAAAGGGACAUCAGAAAUUCUCUGCACCCAUCGGGAUCAAGAGACAAGUUGGUCCUAGCACCUACAUAUUGGAUGAUGGGAAAACCUGGCAUGCUUCCCAUCUGGCUUCUGUUCCCAUCAAUCUACCAGAGCCUCUAGAUCAGCCAAAGACUGGUCCCGACGAUGCGGGUGAACUGGGAAAUGAUCCAGAGGCAAGAGACCAUCCAGCAAGAGUGCAUAAGCCACCAGAUUGGCUCAAAGACUAUGCAACUUAA
Messenger RNA from Sardina pilchardus (European sardine), 2877 nucleotides. RefSeq lists its product as uncharacterized. Gene Ontology annotation, molecular function: nucleic acid binding. Gene Ontology annotation, biological process: DNA integration. The transcript has a single exon. NCBI's taxonomy places the organism in Eukaryota, Metazoa, Chordata, Actinopteri, Clupeiformes, Clupeidae. The record is from RefSeq and is a predicted model, not a curated record. Bases 1 to 2877 code for a protein of 958 amino acids.